Thalassophryne amazonica is the source of this 3430-nucleotide messenger RNA. RefSeq names its product zinc finger, FYVE domain containing 19 (gene zfyve19). Gene Ontology annotation, molecular function: metal ion binding; phosphatidylinositol-3-phosphate binding. Gene Ontology annotation, biological process: abscission; mitotic cytokinesis checkpoint signaling. Lineage: Eukaryota; Metazoa; Chordata; Actinopteri; Batrachoidiformes; Batrachoididae. Bases 105 to 1361 code for a protein of 418 amino acids. The transcript has 11 exons. The record is from RefSeq and is a predicted model, not a curated record. Gene Ontology annotation, cellular component: midbody; centrosome; cleavage furrow.
UUGUAGCAUCGUUAGCUGCGGCUAACACAAGAGCUAGCAAGUAAACGAAAGACAACAAAACAUUCCUAAACACUCUGGUCGGUGAUAACCCUGCGUGUGCGCACAUGGAUAACCGAUGUUACGGUUGUGCCGCAAAGUUUACGCUCUUCAAGAAAGAGCUUGGCUGUAAGAACUGUAGCCACUGCUUCUGCUCUGGCUGUCUGAACUUCAGUGCUGUGGUGCCUCGCUGUGGAAGCAGCCAGCAGAAAGUGUGCAAACAGUGCUACGACAGUCUCACCAGGGGGAAAUCUCCAAGCACUACUGGAAAAUGGUCCCCGCCUGAGAAUUAUAAAAAACGGGUGGCAGCACUUGAGGCCAAACAUCAGAUGACCCCGUCUGUACUGCAUGGAGGAGGUAAAAGCCCUCACGUAGGACUCAGUAAAGAUCAGACCAUCGCUGAAAGGCUUGAACAGCUGAAAAAGGACACAGUACCAAAGUCUGUCCCAUCUGAGAAGGAGAUUGAAUCUCGCCUCGCUGCUUUGAAAGCUCCAAGCCGCUCAGUGCCUUCAACUCAGGAGAUGGAGGAUCGUCUGUCAGCAUUACAGGGUCAACCUCCACGUUCUCGAGCUCCUCCACUUGUCCACCAGCCUCCAGAUAACAGGACUCAGACGGAGCAAGUUGAUAGUCUCUUAACGCAGAUGACAGAGGAGGUUGCCAUCGACAACCAGCAACCAAACCCUGAAUACAGUGGCUGUAUUAGUGACCUCAACAGGCCAGAGAGAGGAACCAUGGAGGAGAAUUUAGAUAAUCACCAGGAGGAGGCCAUACAUUUGGAGGCUGAGAAGUCUCGUCUCCUGGAGGAGGCCAUGGAGGAGUUGAAGAAGGAGGAACACAAUCAAGAUGAGAUCCUGCACAUGGCAAAGAAGCUGGCCCAGCUGAAAGGCCUCAACCCAGACAAAGUUACUGUGGCAGAGUUCCAGCACCGUAGCAGCGAGGACGAGACUGAGGAAGAAGCUGUGAGCAGAGUCUUAAAACAGCUCUCAGAGGAGGCUGCGUUGGAUGAGGCCAGUGGCUACAACAUCCCCUUCGAGCACAGUGCACGAAAGAAUGUGCAGAAGACAACGAACACAAAGAAGCCUGCGCUAGCUCCAGCACCAAAAAAUAGAGUUUCACAUUCUGCCAGAGAAGAGCUUCCAUCAGACAGUGAUGAAGAUGAACUUCCGUGGUGCUGCAUCUGCAACAGAGACGCCACCAUCCGCUGUCACACCUGUGAAGGAGACCUCUACUGCAACCGCUGCUUCAGGGAAGGCCACGAUAAGUACGACAGGAUGGAGCAUCGCACAGCAACAUACACAGCGCCCAAGAAGAGGAGGAAGUCGUGAUAGUGAGAAGUUACCGAGCUGUAGGUGUUGGUCACAAUCACCGUCAGACGUCACGGGUCAACUUUAGGUGACCGUUAAGAACAUUCUAACACUGAUUUGUGUUCAGACACAAACACAGAUUAAGUUUCUCUGUUUCAAAGAGAUCAGCCGCACCUGGUGGUGAGCGGCGCUUUGGAAUUUAGCACAUUGAUGGUCCGGGGACGUGGCGCAUGUCUGUAUUUACAGUCUGUAGUACAGACACAACACAGGACUCUGCACAUCGUUUCAGCGUCGCCAUUGCAUGUGUGCAAUUCUUACAUCACAGGACUUCACCAUGUGGCAUAAUGAAGUUAAGGGUGCACGUUUAACGAAAUUAAGGGUGCACAUUUAACUAAAUUAAGGAUGCACGUUUAACUAAAUUAAGGGUGCACGUCUAACUAAAUUAAGGGUGCACGUCUAACUAAAUUAAGGGUGCACGUCUAACUAAAUUAAGCGUGCACGUUUAACUCAAUUAAGCGUGCACGUUUAACUCUAAGCAUGCACAUUUACAUUGCCAACUGAUGAGGCUCAAAAUCUGCUUUCAUUUGUUUAUGACUAACCAACGUAAAAUGUUGAAUACUUUGAAUUUACUCAAAUAAAGGAUCGUGGUAGUGCGAGUGUGUGCCGUGCACCGCCUCCUUCACUGCACUGCUUCAGUAACAUUUUCAGCUGAAGUUAAAAAAAAACAGCAGGCAGCUCCCUCACAGCUUGUCUGGUUUUUGGUGGCCAAAAACUAGUUUGUGAAAAUGGAUCCCAGAGUGGAUAAAUCAGAGAACGCUGGAUUCACGUCACCAUGUGGAUAACCAAUACAGAAUAUUUAUGAAAUGAUGAUGUCGUAGCCCUGCCUUUGUAACCUCAUAAUUAGUGACUUGAUGUUGUUGUUAAUAGUGUAACUAUUAACUUUUUUUUGUCUUGGUGAAUCAUUAAUGGGGUUUACUUUCAGUGCAAGCAGAAAGCUGAAGAGGUGACUGAUGGCUGUGAUGAGCACUGAAUAAAUGGAAAAUAAUUGCAAAAGGACUUUCAGCUUUUAUAAUAAGUUAUUUUUGUUCUUGUUGGUGGCCUCCUUCAGCUCAGGCUGAGAAACGCACCCGGAGCACUGUGUUAUAACACAGUGGGACUUCUUUAAAAACGCUGCAUUUAUUCACAAGCAAUUUCCGCCAUAAGGAAUUAAAGUAUUUCCAGAAGACAUCUUCCAAAACAAGGGUGUCUCUUCCACGGGCUGCUGAAAGGACAAAACUGGUCAGAUUAAAAGACUUGAUUUACUCAGUUUGCCGCUUUGAAAUGUUCUAGCCUUCUGCUGCUACAUUAAUGAGCGUCCUACACCGGUUAUGUGCAUGCUCUCCUCAUCGUCUCUGUUUUUUUGUGGAAGCAUUAUAGUGGAUAUGGAAAAGGUGAUCUUAAGAUAUUGAUAUAUGGCAGUAUUAUAUAUUGCUAUGGGCAAAAAAAUAUUCCCAAUAUUGUGCAGCCUUAGUCAACUCUUGAACAAAUGAUGAAAAGUGUGUAUUGCUUCUUGCAGAUCAUAAAAUAAACACGUAUGUAAUGAUACACAGCUCCUCUUUUUCCUCUUCAGACGUGUACCAGUACGUUAGUGUUACAGUAAAAAAAAAAAAAAAUCUAAUGUGACGACACUAAAGUCACAACUUCUUGGUGAAAUGCUCAUAAAUGACCAAACAAAGCCAGUUUAGAGUAGCGGAAUGUUCUGCAGUGGAGUGUUGUAGGACUGUGGGAAGAGGUCUGGAGUGGAGGAGAUAAUGGAGAAAGUGUGCAUUUGGUGAAAGAAGCACCAGAUUGCUGCGAUAUCACUUAACAUAACUGAUUGGUUAAAAAUCACUUUUUGCAAAGAAAUGCUCCUAUUUGAUUGAUGUCAAAUUACAUUUAGUUCUAUUUUGUUUGGUAUUUAUGGUAUUUAUUAUGUUUUCUUUUGCUUAUGUGCCAAAUUAGAUUGACAUUUAUUAUAUUUGGUAUUUAUGGUUUCCAUCCAGCAUGUUUGUAAUGUGUUUAUCUCUUGAAACUACUGCAUGUAGGCCUAUUAAAAGGUGUCUAGUGUUGAA